Molecule: messenger RNA, 1524 nt
Organism: Solea senegalensis (Senegalese sole)
Lineage: Eukaryota; Metazoa; Chordata; Actinopteri; Pleuronectiformes; Soleidae
Product: histone deacetylase 4-like
Exons: 10
Biological process (GO): chromatin organization
Cellular component (GO): histone deacetylase complex
Molecular function (GO): histone deacetylase activity
Source: RefSeq, a predicted model, not a curated record
GUACAACAACAUCGGCAGAGAGAAUCAAUAUGAAGUCUCAGAGAAUUGAUUUUAACUGUGUUUGGCACUAAUGUGUUGUAGAUGUUCCUGGGGAAGACCCGGGGAUGUGAAAACUCAAAACAAAAACAGACACAUAAAUGUAAUUUGGGCUGUAAAAAUGUUGCUCAGCGCCUCCAGGGCCUCCCCGUGAUUGAAUGCCGGGAGAAACUGAAACGGCAUCAUUUGUCUUGGCUGCCAUCUUUUGGCCAUAUGUUGCAGUAGCAAUAUAAAACAUGUCAAAUUAAUUUUUCUUCACUUUAGUCCUCUAAUGCAUCCACUUUUUUUUGAUGCACCACAAAACAACUUCUCCUGACAGCCGGAGGAUUCAUCUUGUUUAUUUAUGUUUUACCUUAUUUUUAUUUAUUUUUUAUUUUGUGUGUGUGUGUGUGUGUGUGUGUGGGCAAGAGUAGCAGGCUUUUUUGCUAGAGCAGCAGCGGAUUCACCAGCUCAGAAACUAUCAAGCCUCCAUGGAGGCUGCUGGCUUGUCGAUAUCCUUCCCCGGACACCGUCCCCUGUCGCGGGCUCAGUCCUCUCCAGCCUCGGCUUCCUCUUUUCCAAUCAGUGUGCCAGCUCCUGAACCUACCAUCAAACCUCGAUUCACCACAGGUUUGGUGUACGACUCGUUGAUGCAGAAACAUCAGUGUAUGUGUGGAAACACCAACAGUCACCCGGAGCACGCCGGGAGGAUCCAGAGCAUUUGGUCGCGGCUGCAGGAGACUGGACUCAGAGCGCAGUGUGAGUGUAUCCGUGGGAGGAAAGCCACUCUGGAGGAGCUGCAGACAGUUCACUCUGAAGCUCACGUCCUACUAUAUGGAACCAACCCUCUCCGACAGAAACUUGAUUGUUCAAUCACUCCCAUGUUUGUACGGCUACCAUGUGGCGGGGUGGGGGUGGACAGCGACACCAUAUGGAACGAGGUCCACUCCUCCAGUGCGGCUCGCCUCGCCGUCGGCUCUGUUGUGGAGCUUGUUUUCAAAGUGGCCACUGGCGAGCUGAAGAAUGGUUUCGCUGUGGUUCGCCCUCCUGGACAUCACGCCGAGGAGAGCACUCCCAUGGGUUUCUGCUACUUCAACUCCGUCGCCAUCGCAGCCAAACUGCUGCAGCAGAGGCUCAACAUCAGCAAGAUCCUCAUCGUGGACUGGGACGUUCACCAUGGCAAUGGCACCCAGCAAGCAUUCUACGAUGACCCUAACGUCCUCUACCUGUCUAUUCAUCGCUACGACGACGGGAACUUCUUUCCUGGAAGCGGGGCGCCCGAUGAGGUGGGCAGCGGUCCAGGAGUCGGGUUCAACGUCAAUGUUGCCUUCACUGGAGGCCUCGACCCGCCCAUGGGAGACGCCGAGUACCUGGCUGCCUUCAGGUCAGUGGUGAUGCCUAUAGCCAACGAGUUUGCUCCCAACAUCGUGCUGGUCUCUUCAGGCUUUGACGCGGUGGAGGGACACCCUCCACCACUAGGGGGCUACACUCUGACGUCCAAAUGUGAGU